Molecule: messenger RNA, 3167 nt
Organism: Pipra filicauda (Wire-tailed manakin)
Lineage: Eukaryota; Metazoa; Chordata; Aves; Passeriformes; Pipridae
Gene: GJA10
Product: gap junction protein alpha 10
Exons: 2
Coding region: 12-1388 (458 amino acids)
Biological process (GO): cell communication
Cellular component (GO): connexin complex
Source: RefSeq, a predicted model, not a curated record
AACUUCUGACCAUGGGGGACUGGAACUUGUUGGGCAGCAUCCUUGAAGAAGUGCACAUCCACUCCACCAUAGUUGGCAAAAUCUGGCUCACAAUCCUGUUCAUAUUCCGGAUGCUGGUGCUGGGAGUGGCUGCUGAAGAUGUCUGGGACGAUGAGCAGUCCGAGUUCAUCUGCAACACAGAGCAACCUGGCUGCAACAACAUCUGUUAUGACAAAGCCUUUCCCAUCUCUUUGAUCAGAUACUGGGUUCUACAGAUCAUAUUUGUCUCCUCCCCAUCAUUAGUGUACAUGGGCCAUGCACUCUAUAGGUUAAGGGCGCUUGAGAAAGAGCGACAGAACAGGAAAGCUCACCUGCGGGCUCAGCUGGAAGACCUGGAGCCCAUGCUCGAGGAACACAGGAGAGUAGAGAGAGAACUGCGUAAGCUGGAGGAACAGAAGAAAGUGAAUAAGGCACCCCUGAGAGGGUCCCUGCUGCGCACCUAUAUCCUACAUAUCCUGACCCGGUCAGUGGUCGAAGUGGGCUUUAUGAUAGGUCAGUAUCUUUUAUAUGGGUUUCACAUGUCCCCUCUUUACAAAUGCACUCGGCCCCCAUGCCCUAACACGGUGGAUUGUUUUGUGUCCCGACCCACAGAGAAGACCAUCUUUAUGGUUUUCAUGAACAGCAUCGCCGCCGUCUCCCUCUUCCUCAACAUCCUAGAAAUCGCCCACCUGGGCCUCAAGAAGAUCCAGAAGAGCCUCUGCGGGCAGCCGCAGUGGUCGGCAGGCCUCGCCGAGGAGGAUCCCAGCCUGUACAACUCCAAGAAGAGCUCCGUGGUGCCGUCGCCGCCCCGCCUGGCCAGCAACGCGGCCCCGCCGCGCCCCGCGCCCGCCCCGCUCCCGCCACCGCCGCCCGCGCCCGGCGCCCCCGGCCCGCCGCCGACCCGGCAGCACCGCGGGCAGCUCCGGGGGACGCCGCCGCCCCGCCGCCGGCACCACGGACAGCACCAGCCCUCCUCCAGCAGCGAGGAGGCGCCGCGGGCCGCCGCGCCGGGCGGCGGGGCAGGGGCGGCGGGGGCGCCGGCCGCCGCCCGCCGGGUGCCCCGCAGGCACAGCCGGGCGAGCGCCUGCCGCGAUCUGGAUGAGGAGCGCGGCGACUCCCCGGACAGCGGGCACUGCCCAGGCACGCGCAAGUCCAGCUUCCUCUCCCGCGUCCUCACCGGGAGCCGGGCGGGCAGCGACAGCGAGGGCACCGCGUCCCGCGGCGGCUCCGGCCCCGGCUCCGGGUCCGCGUCCGGCUCUGAGGGGAAGCGCCGCGAGGAGGGCGCGCCCAGCCCGCCGCCCGCCGCCAAUAUGGGACGCCGCGUGUCCAUGAGCAUGCUCCUAGAACUAUCGUCUAUCAUGAAAAAGUAAUGACAUUCUAAGGAGAAGAAAUAAACUAAGGGACUGAGCACAAACUGCCUUCAGUAGAGAGAUAAAAGCAGAUUUUCUGUUGCUAUGUUCCUCUCUCCCGCUGCUAUAAUGCCAAAUUCACAAUAACACUUUAAAAAAGCAAACACUUUAUUCCUCCAUUUUACACCAAUCCCAAUCGUACUGCACUCUGACUGUUGAUGGGUAGCUCACUCCACAACUCAAGAUUUUUCUCACGUAGACUGAGCUGGACCUGGUCAGUGUGUGCUGCCAAUGCAAAAACAGCCUUGUGUUUUCGGGGGAACAUUUUGGGAUGUACAAGUUGUUGUGCAUGCUAGUAGUGUUCAUAUCAGAAACCAGCCUGAUCCACAGACCUUCAAGGCACUUUAAGACCCAAGGCACCCAAGAAAGGAUUAGUUUGAUUUGAAAGUAACCUGGAGGCUACCGGCCUCUAUCUCCCCAGACUUCAGCAGCCGAUGAAUAAAAAGAUGGAGGAAAGACUCGUGGAAUCUGAAAGGACAAAGAAUUUAAGAGAGAGAAAAAAACAACUGAAGAAUAUCUGCUGCUCCUCUGCGUGUGCUAAUGCAAUCCUCAAGCUCUGAUAGAGACUUUCCAUACUAACGUAGCCUUCUCAUAGCUAAAGCUUUUGGCUCCAAAAUUGAAACUGAGAUACCAGGCAACUUACUCUAAGUGCAAAACAUCCGUACUUUUCAGUUUUCUGUUCAAGAAAAUCUGCAAGGUAUCACAUCAGAGUCAUGAAAAUCUUAUUUGUUUCACUGUCUCAUUAACUCAUACAGAAGAACCAAAACACAAGCAAAACCAAAAAGAGCUCAUUUUCAAUUUGCUAGGACAUCCGAGCUCUGGAAGGUUGGAUUUCUGGGUAAUACACAAGGAAGCAGCCCAAGAAAGCAGUCCUUUCACUCAUGUACCUGGAAAAUAAAGCACCUUCUUCUGACUGUCCCUGAUCCUGUUUCUGGCCACAUACUUUAGGCUGCUUUUAUUUGUCAAGCUUAUCACAGUUCACAUUUGCUAUCACCUCAGCAGCAAGUGAUGCUUGGAACAAACUCAUUUGCUAUGCAGCUUUCCCAAAGCAUAAAAAUUCCCUAUCAUUUGACAACUCUAAGGCAAGGCUAGCAGAAAGCAGGACAGCAGGAAAAUAAGUCAAGCAUAAAGAUUGCAGUGUCGUUUUUUUUCUUGUGCACACGAUUUACAUUCAUAUUCUGCCUUACUAGAAACACUUUGACAAUUUGCUUGUGCAUUUGUUUAGUAUUUUAAGGUAAAAAAAAAAAGAAAUACUUGAGACAGUGGCUAUUAAGUGCCAGCAACAACUGAUCAGGGAUGGAGAAACAGCUUUGCUAAAGUACAUUCUCUACUGCCAGGCUGUAUAGAUGCAGUGGAUACAACAUCUUCUGACAGAUUUGAGGGGGUGGGAAGCUUUCUUCAUAUAGGUUCAGUGGGAAGACUCAGAAAACCGAGUAACUCUGGAAAAUAACAUGUUUGAUUUUCUUCCCUGAGAAUUUUCAGACUGAAAAAUCGCAGGCAACUUUCACAGCUGCAGAUGGAGGAGGAUGCAGCUUGUAUCCCUCAGGUUAGUGGCCUAGGGAAUGUGAUUUAGGGUUUCCUGUCUGGUGAUAAAAAAGCCUCGGGACCUCCCUCUAGCAGCUUGCCCUCCUUCCCACUCCAUGGAGCAUCAUCCCACCAAGUCUGUGGACUGGGGUAGGACAACUGGUCAUGCCACUUCCCCCUUGCUGGGUCUCCUCCUGCAAGCCGAUGAGCAGACUC